AGGAAGCCUGAAUCUGAAAGGACUUGAUUUUCCACUGACGGCCUUGUUGUUGUUGUUCUCUCUCUCAGGGUGAACGAUGAAGAGCCCGGGCCUCCUCCUCCUCAUCAUCGUCAUCAUCUGAACAUGCUGCUCAGCUAGUCAAGACAACAGGGGGGCGUCGCACCUCUCACUAAAACACAGAGUCGUCUACGUACAGGCACAGCCAUGCUGAUAAAGGAGUAUCGUAUCCCCAUGCCCAUGAGCGUGGAGGAGUACCGCAUCGCUCAGCUCUACAUGAUCCAGAAAAAGAGCAGAGAGGAAAGCUGUGGCGAAGGCAACGGCGUGGAGAUUCUGGAGAACAAGCCGUACGAAGACGGCCCUGGAGGCUCGGGUCAGUACACUCACAAAGUCUACCACAUCGGCAAACACAUCCCGUCCUGGUUCUGUGCCAUUCUGCCUCAAGCCGCCCUUCGAGUGGAGGAAGAAUCCUGGAACGCUUACCCCUAUACCCGAACACGGUAUACGUGUCCGUUUGUAGAGAAGUUCUCUAUAGACAUUGAGACGUAUUAUAAACCUGACACAGGAUGUCAGGCGGAUGUCUUCAAUCUGUCCUCUGCUGAGAGGAGACAGAGGACUGUAGACCCCAUUGACAUCGUCAAGGACUACAUCCCUCCUCAUGAAUACCUGGUGGAAGAAGACCCUAAACUGUACCAGUCGGUCAAAACCAAACGAGGUCCAUUGUCAGAAGACUGGAUCGAGGACAUGAACCAGAACCCGGGUCAAAGUAUCGUUAUGUGUGCCUACAAACUCUGCAAAGUGGAAUUCAGAUACUGGGGCAUGCAGUCCAAAAUUGAACGCUUCAUACACGAUGUAGGUCUUCGUAAAGUGAUGGUCCGAGCCCACCGGCAGGCAUGGUGCUGGCAGGAUGAGUGGUAUGGUCUAACCAUGGAGGACAUCAGGGAGCUGGAGCUGGAAACCCAGCUUGCUUUAGCCAAGAAGAUGGCCCAGUACAGCCAAAGUGAGGAGGGGGCAGUGGAGACCAACAGCUCCUCUGUUAAUCAGGACCAGGAUCAAGAAGUGGAGAUCCCAGGGUCGGCUGCAGAGGCUGAAGGAGCAGACGGGAAGCUCGGCGAGUCACUGGAGUCACGAGGGGAGCUCACCAAGCAGUGGUCCACAUCUUCCAGAUCUUCCAACAGAUCAUCAAAAAGAGGAAUGAGUCCUUCUCACCAGUGCAUUUCAGAGUGGAGGAUGCAGAGCAUCGCUCGGGACUCUGAUGACAGCACAGAUGAUGAGUUUUUUGAUGCUCAUGAAGAAUUUUCUGAUAACGAGGACAUGUUAUCCAAGAAGAUCACAAAGUGGAGCUCCAACGACCUCAUGGACAAGAUCGAAACAAUAGAAGUGGACGAAGCACGAGGAUCCAGAGACACAGAACUUCUUUCUCCAAGUAUUGCCAUAAGCAGCAUAUCUCCAUCCUCACCAUCACUGGAAGACAGCCGUCAUCUCAGUCGUAGCAACAUUGACAUUCCUCGCUGCUCCGGGCCUGAUGACCCCAAGAAACAACUUCCACGCAAGCGCAGCGACUUGUCCACCUACGAGCUGGACACCAUCAAACACCACCAAGCCUUCCUGUCCAGUCUGCACUCCAGUGUUCUCCACGGAGAUCCCGGGUCAAGACGUUCCAGUAACAGCACCAUGUUGGAGGGGGGCUCCUUGGGAAAGUUUGACUUUGAAGUGACUGACUUCUUUAUGUUCGGUUCUCCUCUGGGGCUGGUGCUUGCAUUGAGGAAGACUGUGGUCCCCUCCUUAGAUGUGUCAGUUUUACGUCCAGCCUGUCAGCAAGUUUACAACCUGUUUCAUCCAGCUGACCCUUCAGCCUCUCGCCUUGAGCCUCUCCUCGAAAAGCGCUUUCACGUGCUGCCCCCCUUCAGCGUCCCACGUUAUCAGCGCUUCCCUCUAGGUGACGGACACUCUGCUCUCCUGGUUGACACUGUGCAGAAUAACCCCCAGGUUCUGAAGGAGUCCAGCAGCAACGCAGCUCACUACUGGCAGGAAAGUUCUGGCAACGAGACCACCAUCUCUGUUCCCAUUAUCAACUCCCAUACCUCACAGGUCCACACAGAAGCUGAAACUCCUCAGUCCCAUAUGGUUGAUGCACAGUGCCCAACCUCCACGUCCCCAGGUGUUCACCAUCUUCGUUGCCAUCGCAGGGCUAGUGAGGCCAGCAUAACCAGCCAGGCAUCGGGCUUAGCCGACUCUUUCACAGCGACCAACAUCGCCACAACAAACAAAUGUGAUGUAAGUCACAAUAAACGGCCCCGCCUGCUGUCACAGCUCCCUCUACCGUACUGUAGGUUUACCUGUCGGAGCCCAAGCAUUCGCUCCUGCAGCAGAACCCAUCGGGUGUUUCCCAGACCCGACGGUGUGGAGUCUGAGCACAGCUCGGACAUUAGCUCUGAUGUAACCUCUGACCUCACUAAUGUCACAUUUGACAUCACGGACAUCAGCUUGGUGCCCCAGUCAUCCGUGCUGAAGAACAGAAAGCAAGUCGCCUCUCACUGGUGGGGCAGUAAGAGGAUGGACUACGCUCUGUACUGUCCUGAUGCUCUUACAGCAUUUCCAACGGUGGCUCUGCCUCAUCUCUUCCACGCCUCGUACUGGGAGUCCACAGACGUCGUCUCGUUCCUGCUCAGACAGGUGAUGAGACAUGAGAACUCCGGUAUUUUGGAGCUGGAUGGCAAAGAGGUGUCUGAAUUCACUCCGUCCAUACCUCGAGAAAAGUGGCUUCGUAAGAGGACUCACGUCAAAAUUCGAAACGUGACCGCUAACCACCGUGCGAAUGAUGCCGUGUUCACGGAGGACGGGGUGCAGACAGUGACCGGACGGUUCAUGUAUGGCCCUUUGGACAUGGUCACUCUCACUGGAGAGAAGAUUGACAUUCACAUCAUGACCCAGCCUCCCUCUGGAGAGUGGGUGUACUUUCACACAGAGCUUACGAACAGCAGUGGGCGUGUUUCUUACGUGAUCCCGGAGAGCAAACGGCUGGGUAUCGGAGUGUAUCCGGUCAAAAUGGUUGUCAGAGGUGACCAUACAUAUGCUGACAGUCAUCUUACAGUCGUACCCAAAGGGACAGAGUUUGUGGUUUUCAGCAUUGAUGGAUCAUUUGCUGCCAGUGUGUCCAUAAUGGGAAGUGACCCCAAAGUUCGAGCUGGAGCUGUGGAUGUGGUGCGGUUCUGGCAGGACUUGGGCUACCUGAUUGUGUAUGUCACCGGUCGUCCUGACAUGCAGAAGCAGCGUGUGGUGGCCUGGCUCUCUCAGCAUAACUUUCCACACGGCGUUGUCUCGUUUUGUGACGGACUGGUCCACGACCCUCUCAGACACAAGACCAACUUCCUCAAAACGCUCAUCAGCGAGGCCCACAUGAGGAUCUUUGCAGCGUAUGGCUCCAACAAGGACAUCUCUGUGUACACUUCUGUUGGCCUCCCUCCCUCUCAGAUCUAUAUCGUGGGACGGCUCACAAAGAAGCUGCAGCACCAGUGUCAGUUCAUUCCAGACGGUUACGUGUCCCACCUGUCCCAGCUCGACUACAACCAAAGGUCUCGGCCCGCCAAGUCCACCAGCACUUGUGUGGUCCUCCGAAAGGGCAGCUUGGCUCUGGGUGCAGCCGGAGGAGACUUCCUUCGGAAACACAACCACAUCUUUCGCACCGUUUCUUCUCAGCAGCCAGGAGGGGUGGGGACUGCUUCCCCCGCUCAGCUGGUUCGAACCGAACGCACCCUGAGCCAGUGUGAAGGGGAGCGCGAGCGAUCGGUUGCAUCAGCGACCCAGAGGAGUAUGAGCUUAGCAGCAGGGUGCUGGGGUCGCAGCGGGAGCACCAAGGAGGGCAGUGGGGGACUACUGGGACCGAAGGGAAGUUCUCAACAAAACUGAUGCUUUUAAAAGACCAAGCUUGAACCACCAUGAUCCCUGGACACAUCCAGAAGGUGGAAAAGGAGGACGCUCUGGGUAGAGGUUAUGUA
Messenger RNA from Nematolebias whitei (Rio pearlfish), 3995 nucleotides. Its product is annotated as membrane-associated phosphatidylinositol transfer protein 2. NCBI's taxonomy places the organism in Eukaryota, Metazoa, Chordata, Actinopteri, Cyprinodontiformes, Rivulidae. The record is from RefSeq and is a predicted model, not a curated record. Gene Ontology annotation, biological process: phospholipid transport. Gene Ontology annotation, cellular component: cytoplasm. Gene Ontology annotation, molecular function: phosphatidylcholine binding; phosphatidylcholine intramembrane carrier activity; metal ion binding. Bases 205 to 3906 code for a protein of 1233 amino acids. The transcript has 22 exons.